AUGGUCCGACGAAUAGAAUCUAAUGCGAACACCACGUCCGCAAUCAUGAAAAAACAGCCAGGAAAAGUUAAAGAAUUGAUGAACAGCCAGCUGAAACCAUUUAUAAUAAGCCCUGUGCACGUGCUCAUUAUCUCACUGUUAUUUAUAGGAACUGUUUUUGUGCUGCACCUUUACGCGAGAUUCUCACCAGGAACAACUUCGUUGCAGUUGGUCAUUGCUUUUGCUGUUUUGAUAUUGAGCGUUUUUGCUUCGUAUCAGUUAAAUAAACGAUUGUGAUUGUGUUCACGA
Messenger RNA from Vavraia culicis subsp. floridensis, 288 nucleotides. RefSeq lists its product as uncharacterized. The transcript has a single exon. NCBI's taxonomy places the organism in Eukaryota, Fungi, Microsporidia, Pleistophoridae. The record is from RefSeq and is a predicted model, not a curated record. Bases 1 to 276 code for a protein of 91 amino acids.